AUAGACGCUUAUGGCGCAUAAAAGACAUUAAAACGUAGGCAGAGAAUUGUAUGUUUGUUUUGUUUAAGCGUAUAUCACAAUGCAUGUUUGUGGAAUGCUUAAAUAAGUAUUGUUAUUGCAUCCGUGAAUUGCUAUUGCAGUUAUUGUGAAGGACAUUAUUGCCUGCACCGGAUGGGGCCUGGUGAUAGUAACAACAGCCAGUGCCCAGUAGUUUGCUGAUAAGUUGAAGUUGAAGCGCCUUUUCUGACACCUGACUUGUCCAACUUGUCUGAGAAAAAAAUGGAUCUUUCUGCUUUUUCUGAUGAGAAGUUUGAUGUGAAGCAGUGGGUGGGCCAAGUUUUUGAAGCACCAGAGAUGAAAGAAAAUCCUGAGGGCCAUGCUGCAACAGUUGUAAUGAAAUUACAGCUUUUUAUUCAAGAAGUGAACAACUCCCUGGAUGAAACAAGUCAUCAGGUCCUCCAGAGCCUGCCCCGUCUGGUGCGGGACGUGGAGGCGGUCAGAGCAGAGGCCGCGCGGCUCCGCGAACAGAUGAGCGUCGCAAAAGCCGACAUCGUGAAGGUGGAGCAGGAGACGGCUCAAUCGAUGCGCACGCUGACCCGACUCGACACGGUCAAGUCGCGCAUGGAGCGCACCUGCCAGGCGCUGAAGGAGGCCGACAACUGGACCACACUCUCCGCAGACGUUGAGGAGGUUUUGGAGAGCGGCAGCCUGCAGCAGAUGGCCGACAAGGUGGCCGCCCUCCAGCAGAGUCUGGACGUGCUGGGACACGUCUCUGACUACGAGGAGCGCCGGCAGACGCUGGAGGAGCACAGGAACCGGCUGGAGGCCACGGCCAGCCCGCACCUGGUGGCCGCCAUCACAGACAACGACACAGCCCGCAGUCUGGUGCUGGUGGAGGUGUUCAGGCAGAUGGCCCGGCUGCCACAGCUGGAGAAGUACUACGUGCGCUGCCAGCGCGCCGAACUGCAGCGGCGCUGGUCGGCACAGCUCGAGGCCCGCCAGGAGGAGGGCGUGCUCGAGUGGCUGACGGCCUUCUCCGAGACACUGGUCGACACGUGGCACACGCAGACUCGUUGGCUGGAGCAGGUGAUGCCCCAUCUGAGUCCGGCCAGCACCCUGUGCUGUGUCCUGGCCGACACUCUGGCUUCCCUCCAGCCCAGCGUCGCCUCCUGUCUCGACACGGCUACCAAGGAGCACAGUGACCCGCUGCAGCUGCUGGAGGAGUGUAAGAGGGUGACGGACCGGCUGGUCACCACACUGCUGCAGGCCGCCGACGCCACGGCAGGUUCGAGCGGCUCGGUGCCGGCGGCGUCUGCUCUGGUGGAGGCGGCCUACGCUCCGUACGUGACCCAGCUGCAGCGCUACGGACGCUACCAGGAGCAGCUGCUUGUGCCCACCAUCAAGGCACUCGUUCCGUCCGGCGCGGACCUGCAGGAGCGUGUGGACGCCGUCGGCUCCUCCGUCAGUAAGCUGAUGACGCUGCUUCACUCGGCGCUGGACCGGUGCCUGUCCUUCACCUACGGCUACUGCCUGCCACAGCUGCUUGACGCAUUCCAGUGCGCCUUUGAGACGGAGCUGUCCAAUGUGAACGCCACUGCCAAACAGCUGGAGUCCCAGCCGAGCGCGGGCUCCGACUGGACCGUGUUCCACGCCAGUCUGCGGCUCCUGCAGGCCAUAGGUGACCUGAUGACCCAGACCAGUCGACUGGAGGAGCGGGUACUGAGUGUGCUCUCCCAGCCGCCGGGCGGUGUGCCGGCCCACCUCAGCGCGGCGCGGCUGCUGCCGGCCGGCGAUCAGAGCCGGUACCAGCAGCUGGUCGACAGGGUCGCGGAGGGUGACUCGUUAGUUCUACUGGAGCCGUGCCACCGCCUGCUCGACUCCACAAACGAGGAGGUACAGAAGGUGGCGUUCCGGGCCAUGUUCGCGCCGAUCCGCUCUCAGCUGAAAGCCGUGGAGACGGUGGACUGGGAGGGACGGGGCGGCGCCGGCGCCAGCCUGUCGGCCGACCUGCCCGACUUCAGCUACACGCCGCAGGAGUACAUCACUCAGGUGGGCCAGUACCUGAUGACGCUGCCGCAGCACGAGCCGUCAGUCACAGCUCUAACUCGGGUCCGUUCUCUCCGACAGGUGGGCCAGUACCUGAUGACGCUGCCGCAGCACCUGGAGCCGUUCAUGACGCAGCACGACCCCACGCUGGGACGGGCCCUCCAGUCCGGCGUCAUGCCAUACAGUUCCAGUGUGAGCGGCGGCCGGAGCGAGUCCGAGUCGUCCGUGGUGCACUACAUCAUCAGCUGUCUGUCCGAGGGCGCCUGUCAGGUGUACGCCGACACCAUAGUGCGCAUACAGCACAUCUCGGCGGGCAUGACCCGGCAGCUCGUCGCAGAUAUCGACUACCUGGGUAACGUGCUGGACGACCUGGGUCUGCGUCUGGCCGAGUCUCUACACGCGCUCAGCACACUGCUGCGCUGUCCGGCCGCCGAGUACGGCCGGGUGAUCGCCGCCGCCGGCCAGCCCCCGCUGCCGCCGCGACUGGUGGCCGCCGUCCGACAGAUGCGCGGCCUGGUCUCCGAGUCGUGAGUCCCCGGGGGAAGGUAGUGAUACAUUCCACGGGGAGGGGGGAGGGGAGGCUGAAGACGGGGGACGUGGACGCCGGUGUGUUUGGCAGCGCAGUGACUCGAGGUCGAGGUUCGGCGGGCGUUGUGUUGGAUGGAGCAGUGUUACACUGGUGUGACAGGAGUCCUGCAACAUUGUACUAUCGAUAUCAACCACCGCGGCUCUGUUGUCCAACAAUCGGUGAUGGUAAUUCAUGAUCAUCAUUAAAUGGUCGUGGGCUUACCCUGUUAUCGCGUGUGUCGGGUCACUUCACUUUAUGUCCGUCUGACAAAUGGCUUUGGUUCCAUUCAAAAGGUAAACACCGGUCAAUGCUACCUUUUGUUGCGAUAAACCCUCUCCUAGGCGAUUCGCCGUUGACAUUUUGCGUUCGAUAUGCAGUUACGGUUUUCACUUGUAAUCUACGCCCCCGAGACCAAUCAGUUUUUGUUGUUAUGUGUCGCUUUGCAAGAUGGAAUAUAUUUAUGCAUAUCUUUAA
Messenger RNA from Amphibalanus amphitrite, 3088 nucleotides. RefSeq names its product conserved oligomeric Golgi complex subunit 7-like. The transcript has 17 exons. The record is from RefSeq and is a predicted model, not a curated record. NCBI's taxonomy places the organism in Eukaryota, Metazoa, Arthropoda, Thecostraca, Balanomorpha, Balanidae. Gene Ontology annotation, cellular component: COG complex. Gene Ontology annotation, biological process: retrograde vesicle-mediated transport, Golgi to endoplasmic reticulum; intracellular protein transport; Golgi organization. The coding region runs from base 280 to 2577 and encodes 765 amino acids.